CUCAACACCGGAAGCUGUGUGUGUAUAUUGUCGGCAGAGUGACGUCAGAGCUGUGGGGAACAACAAUAGCAGACAGUGUGUGAGUGUGUGUUAGCGGAUCAAUCAGCCGAUCACAGAUCGAUCAGGAUGUCGUUCCAGACCAAGAAGAGCAGCGCCAAACCGGCGGGCGACCGUCUGAUCAUCAAAGGAGGAAAGGUUGUCAAUGACGAUCAGUCAUUCUACGCUGACGUCUACGUGGAGGACGGGACCAUCAAACAGAUUGGCGAGAACCUGAUCGUCCCGUCUGGUGUGAAAACGGUGGAUGCGUAUGGUCAGCUGGUGAUCCCCGGCGGUGUUGACGCCAACACCAACCUGCUGACUCCGCAGAAAGGCCUGAAUCCGACCGACGACUUCUACCAGGGAACCAGAGCCGCACUGUCCGGAGGAACCACCACCAUCAUGGACCACGUGCUGGUGGAGCCGGGGACUAGUUUACUGUCAGCCUUUGAUCAGUGGAGGGAGACUGCGGAGCAGAGGGCAUGCUGCGACUUCUGUCUCCACCUGGACGUCACUCGCUGGCACGAAGGGCUGUACGAGGAGCUGGAGACACUCGUCAAAGACAAAGGUGUGAACUCCUUCCUCUUCUUCAUGACCUACAAAGACAAAUACCAGAGCUCCGACUCUCAGCUCUACGAGGCAUUCGGGGUCCUCCGGGAUCUUGGAGCUAUCGCACAGGUUCAUGCUGAGAAUGGUGACAUCAUUGAUGAGGAACAGAAGAAGCUUCUCUGUCUCGGCAUCACUGGACCUGAAGGACACGUUUUAUCUCACCCUGAGGAGGUAGAAACGGAGGCGGUGUAUCGGGCCAUUACCAUUGCCAAACAGGCCAACUGUCCGCUGUACGUUACCAAGGUGAUGAGCAAAUCUGCUGCUGAUGUCAUCGCCAAAGCCAGGAAGAAAGGUAUUGUAGUGUAUGGGGAGCCAAUCACAGCCGGCCUGGCCACUGACGGCUCUAACUAUUGGUCCAAAGACUGGGCCACAGCUGCUGCCUUUGUCAUGAGCCCACCUAUCAACCCUGAUCCUUCAACUCCCCUAUACCUGACCUCUCUGUUAGCAUGUGGAGAUCUCCAGGUGACAUCCAGCGCUCAAGCCAGCUUCUCCACAGCUCAAAAAGCCGUCGGUAAAGAUGAUUUCACUCUGAUCCCAGAGGGAACCAAUGGGAUCGAGGAGAGGAUGUCUGUGGUGUGGGACAGAGCUGUGUCUACGGGCAAGAUGGAUGAGAACGAGUUUGUCGCUGUAACGAGCACCAACGCUGCUAAACUCUUCAACAUUUACCCACGGAAAGGACGGAUCGCUGUAGGAUCUGAUGCUGAUGUUGUCAUCUGGAACCCAAAGGAGACACGAACUGUUUCUGCAAAGACUCACAACCUGAUGCUGGAGGUGAACAUCUUGGAGGGUUUGGAGUUUCGAGGCGUGCCAUCAGUGGUGAUCAGUGGUGGUCGAGUUGUUCUGGAGGACGGAAAACUCAACGUGACUGAAGGUUCAGGACGCUUUGUCCCCAGGAAGGCUUUCCCCGACACUGUCUACAAGAGGAUCAGAGCCCGCAGCAAG
Molecule: messenger RNA, 1587 nt
Organism: Morone saxatilis (striped sea-bass)
Lineage: Eukaryota; Metazoa; Chordata; Actinopteri; Moronidae
Gene: dpysl4
Product: dihydropyrimidinase like 4
Cellular component (GO): cytoplasm; cytosol
Molecular function (GO): hydrolase activity, acting on carbon-nitrogen (but not peptide) bonds, in cyclic amides
Source: RefSeq, a predicted model, not a curated record